AUGUCGACAGACUGACGUCACUUCGCUAAACAUCGUCAUUCGUCCAUGUAUUGUGAAAGUUUCUCAAAAUUUGGAUGAAUUUGACUGGCUUCUAACUUUCCCAUCGCGCGUGAGUACUUUUCUGAACGGCAAUGGAUUCGGACGAGGAAAAUCUCUACGAUGAUGUCGAUUCGGGAAACGAAUCAAGCGGGGACGAUGUGGACUUUGCGAUGGAAGAUGAGCAGGGCAAUUCGCACAAAGAGAGACCCACCGAGGUCGAGGAAUACCCUUUUGAAGUUUUGUCCACUGAAGAGAUCGUGCAGCACAUGGUUGACUGCAUUAAAGACGUCAACACGGUUGUUGAGAUCCCUGCAACGAUCACCAGAAUCCUUCUCAACCACUUCCGGUGGGACAAAGAAAAGCUGAUGGAAAAGUAUUAUGACAGCCAAGACCAGGAUCAGCUCUUCUCAGAGGCCAGAGUUGUGAGCCCCUUUAGAAAAUUAGGAACAACUGCUAAAGUGAAGCCGGCAACACGGAGAGCUUCAACGUCAGCUGCCGAAGAGUGCGAAAUUUGUUUCAAAACUUUGCAAAAUGAGCUGAUGACGGGCUUAGAAUGCGGACAUAGAUUCUGCGUGCAGUGCUGGGGCGAGUAUUUGACAACCAAAAUCAUGGAGGAGGGAGUGGGGCAGACAAUUGCCUGUGCUGCCCAUGGCUGUGACAUUCUUGUGGACGACGCCACAGUGAUGCGCCUCGUCCGAGACUCCAAAGUACGGCUCAAGUACCAGCAUCUCAUCACCAACAGCUUUGUUGAGUGCAAUCGACUGCUGAGGUGGUGUCCUUCCCCGGAUUGCAACAAUGCCAUCAAAGUGACACACGUUGAGUGCCGGCCAGUAACUUGCAAGUGCAACCACACUUUCUGCUUUGCUUGUGGGGAGAACUGGCAUGACCCCGUCAAGUGCAGUCUGUUGAGGAAGUGGAUCAAAAAGUGUGAUGAUGACUCCGAAACUUCAAACUGGAUUGCCGCCAACACCAAGGAAUGCCCUAAAUGCCAAGUGACCAUCGAGAAGGACGGUGGCUGCAAUCACAUGGUGUGCAAGAACCAGUCGUGCAAGGCUGACUUUUGUUGGGUUUGCCUCGGCCCUUGGGACCCUCAUGGCUCCUCAUGGUAUAACUGCAACCGUUACGAUGAGGAAGAAGCCAAAGCAGCCCGCGAUGCUCAGGAGAAGUCUAGGUCUGCACUGCAACGCUACUUGUUCUACUGCAAUCGGUACAUGAACCAUAUGCAGUCUCUCAAGUUCGAGAGCAAGUUGUAUGCCUCGAUCAAAGAGAAAAUGGAGGAGAUGCAGCAGCACAACAUGUCCUGGAUUGAAGUACAGUUCCUGAAAAAGGCCGUUGAUAUCUUGUGCCAGUGCAGGCAGACGCUCAUGUACACAUACGUCUUUGCCUACUACCUGAAGAAAAACAAUCAAUCUGUGAUUUUUGAGGAUAACCAGCGCGACUUGGAAAGCGCCACUGAAACGUUAUCCGAGUAUUUGGAGAGAGACAUAACUCAAGAAAAUAUGGCUGACAUUAAACAGAAGGUCCAGGACAAGUACAGAUAUUGCGACAGUCGUCGCAAGGUGCUUUUGGAGCAUGUCCACGAAGGAUAUGAGAAGGAUUGGUGGUUGUACAAUGAAUGAUGAGGUCCAGACAGUGAAGCAAACGAACACUCAUUAAGUUAAGACCAGCAUUAAAAAAGAGAAACGCGCAGGGUUAAGUGGGUAUCACUGUUAUUGUUUGCUACCGUUUGGCUUCCCUGUUUUUAUCGACUUAAUUCUUCCUGGUUGGAUGCAUUAGACAAACAUGUCCAUAUAUUAUGUAUGAUGUUUUUUACAAAAAGAGAUUCUUCCCUGAUGAUUUUCCCAACAGCAGAAGAAAUUAAAAUCACCGUGUAAUAAUCAUUUUAGAAAAACUAAUUUUAGUGGAAAAAUCAGCAGUGGUAGUAAAUUCGGAGCAACGCCUCUUUUUUUUCAUUAAUUCUUUCAAUGUAUUUUGGCUAAAAUGUUAGAAUUAUAGGAUCCUUAAAGUAGUCCUCUAAAUCUGGAUAAAUUUGUUAUUUUGUUAAUUGAAGAGUCUGUAUUGUUUAGUUAAUUCCAGAUAAUUCUUGCAAAAUCAUAAUCAGUGAUUAUGUACUCUCUAAAUUUAACGCAGUAAAAUAUUUUAUUGAUAUUUCAA
Molecule: messenger RNA, 2193 nt
Organism: Neocloeon triangulifer
Lineage: Eukaryota; Metazoa; Arthropoda; Insecta; Ephemeroptera; Baetidae
Gene: ari-1
Product: E3 ubiquitin-protein ligase ariadne-1
Exons: 8
Coding region: 132-1658 (508 amino acids)
Biological process (GO): positive regulation of proteasomal ubiquitin-dependent protein catabolic process; ubiquitin-dependent protein catabolic process; protein polyubiquitination
Cellular component (GO): nucleus; ubiquitin ligase complex; cytoplasm
Molecular function (GO): zinc ion binding; ubiquitin conjugating enzyme binding; ubiquitin protein ligase activity
Source: RefSeq, a predicted model, not a curated record